This is a messenger RNA of Microthlaspi erraticum, 426 nucleotides long. The record is from the annotation of a GenBank genome assembly. NCBI's taxonomy places the organism in Eukaryota, Viridiplantae, Streptophyta, Magnoliopsida, Brassicales, Brassicaceae.
AUGUUCUUGAGACCAACUCCACAUCCUCAAAGAUUCCAAGGGCCUUCAUUGUGUCAACAUGUGGGUACUUGGUCUCCACAAAGUCCAUGGAGAAGAGAGCAUUGUAGUGCUCUUGGUACAUGGGGAGUUCUUCUCCUCCUCUUGCUGCUCUUGUGGCUCAACCUCCUCCAUGGCUCAUCUUGGUUCCCCUCUUGUCAUCUUCAUCAACCAAUUGGUUCACCUCUUCUCCUUCCUCUUCACUCUCAGUCUCAUCACUCCUUCUUCAUUUGGAGAACCAUUUCCCUCCUCUUGAACAAGGUUCACUCCAAUCUCAAACUCUCCUCAUUCAAUCUCUCACUCUCAGACUUUCCUCAGAGUAGACAUAUCCCUCUGCAUCAGACUCUUCCAUCCUCUGAUCCAUCCUCUUCAAAUCGGCUUGCAUCUUAA